Molecule: messenger RNA, 644 nt
Organism: Corvus hawaiiensis (hawaiian crow)
Lineage: Eukaryota; Metazoa; Chordata; Aves; Passeriformes; Corvidae
Gene: TMEM276
Product: transmembrane protein 276
Source: RefSeq, a predicted model, not a curated record
GCCCCGCGCGCGCGCUCCGGGUCGCGGCCGCUGCCGGAAGUGCCGGGGCUCCGGGACCCCCCCCCCGCCAUGGGAGCCGGCGGGGGGAGCCUGUCCCAGGCGCUGCUCUGCGCCACCAGCCUGGGCUGCGCCCUCCGCGCCAGACAGGUGACCGCUGGCCCAGCCGCCGGCUUCCUCCUGCAGGCCCUGGCGGCCGCCAGCGACGCUCUGGCCCCUCUGUGGCCACUCUGCGGCCCCGGUGGCCCGGCCGGGCCUGACCCCCUGCCGGGCUCCUGGGUCUCCUCCGUGCUGGCCCAACCUUUGGUGGCCUUCGGCUUCCACCGGCUCAGCGGCGACCGGGCCACGGCCAACCUGCUGCUGGCCACCGGCACCCUGGUGGCCCCGGUGGCCGCGGGGGCUGCCGGCGACGGCCGGAGCCUGGCCGGUCACUCGGUCACGGCGCUGGUGGCCGGCUCGGUGCUGGCGCUGGCCGCGCUGACCGGCAACGCCGCCGGCGUGGUGGCCGCGGUGCUGGUGGCCGCCGGCGACGUGGUGGCACCUUGGGGUGUCCCCCUGGGUGAGGGCGGCGGCCAGCGUGGCACUGCUGAGGGCACUGCGCCAGCAGAGCCGCGGCUGCACUGACCAGUAAAGGCGGGCACUGGGGG